CAUGUCUGAUUCUAGAUUCUAUCCAUAGUCAAAGAUUUUACCUGUUCCAAUUAAAUUCAAAGGCAUAUAUCAAAACAGUCAAUUUUCAUCAGAUGUUACAGCUGCUUGUCUAUUAUAUUCAUAAACAACAACUAAUACAAACUAACCUAAUCUUUGUUUACAUAGUGUGAAGUUUAAUAUUGUCAGCAUCAGGAUUAAGCAUGUUCAGAUCUCGAGGUUUGUCAACACAGACGAUGGUGACCCAGUUGUCUGAAGUGGUGGGGCCCAACAGAGCCAUGGCCCCCAUGAUAGUGCCCCCGGACGGGGGAUGGGGCUGGGUGAUAGUACUGGUGGGGCUAGUGGGCUCCUGCUGUGUGGAUGGUUGUGUGUACAGCUUCUUUCUGUUCAGAGAACCGAUCAGCAAAGACCUCAAAAUCCCCCAGUCUGAUAUAUCAUACCUUUCAUCUCUGAACACUGGUUUUUAUUUUGUUGGAGCAGUUUUAGCAUGCAGCUUUGGGAACCAUUUUGGUUUCCGGUUGACCAUGGUGCUGGGCGGAGCGGUUACUUCUCUGGGUUAUGCUUCUGGCUAUCUUCUACAAGAGAUGUUUCAUUACUAUGUUAUGGUGGGAGCUUUUGCAGGCUUUGGGUCAGGGUUCAUUUCUGUUGGAGGAGCUUUACCAGCCAGUUUCUAUUUUGACAAGAAGCGAUCCAUCGCCCUCGGCAUCGUCGCCUGUGGGUCAGGUUUGGGAGGAGUCAUAAUGCCUCAGUUAUUUGACAUAUUUAUGAGUCAGUUUGGUUGGCGAGCUACAUUUCUUUUUGAAGGAGUUAUAGUGGCAAUGACAGUGGUUUUAGGAGUAUUAAUUCGCCCUCUGAAGCCUGUAAUGGUUGUCAUUGAAGUUGAGCCGUCGCAGGCCAAUGUAAGGGCACGUGAAGACUCCACCCUUGACUUGUCAGUGUUCAGGAUACCUCCGCCAACGCCUGGCGAUGGCUUCAGUUCCGUAUCCACAGGGGUGGGCAGGUCUGUGGUCGAGACGGCUUUGGCUCAGCCCACCAUCGCUCAGAUGGCUGAUGAUCUCACUGUAAUCAGCAUCAAAGUGGGAGAUCCCUCUAGUCCGAGUGUGGUCAGUCGCCUACAUGAGAUGUCUCAGUCUCGUAGAGUGUCUCAAGUGCUGCAGCCCUCGGCUUCCAGCGUCUUCAACAGUGUUCGCAUCUCUUCAGAUCCAUUCCCCCAAACCCAGUUGCCGUGGUACAAAUGUGGAUGCUGUCGGUCUAAGUAUGCUAGACUGCCGGAGAGACCACUUAUGCGGCAUGACCUUUACUACACAGGGAGCCUUAUGCGGCUGUCUGAGUAUACGGGCAAGGACCGAGAUUUGGAUUACCACAUGAAUGUAACCAGAGUUCCCACGUAUUACCAGACAGUGCAAGACUUGACUAAAAAUUACACAAUUUGGUGUUGCCACAAUAUCUUCACUGGGCUGCGGUACUUGGUAGACUACAAAAUGUUCAAGUCCCCAGCGUUCAUAUGUCUGGCUCUAUGUGGCUUUGGAGUUUACCUCGCUUUUUAUUCCCCAUUUAUUUUUUGUAAAGGUGAGAGUAUAAUUCACCUGGAUGAACUGGGAGUUGGCGAGUACGCUUCAAUGCUCGUUUCUCUGAUUGGGUUGGGUAGCAUGAUUGGUCGUCUUCUGAGCGGACUCAUCAUCACGGCGUUUCCGAGGUUUGACGCUUGUAGUGUCAUGUCCGCCAUGAUGAUGUUGUCUGGCGUCUCAAUUGCUAUCAUGGUGGUCUAUGACAACCUCUACUUCAAGGGGAUUUGCUUAUUCAUCUUUGGAUUUACAAGUGGUUUCUAUCUGCCACUACGUUCUCUAGUGAUUGUCGACUACUUUGGACUUCAGAAACUGACAUCGGCAACUGGUGUGGUGAUAGUAGUAAUCGGUUUUGCCUCAUUUCUUGGUCCUCCUGUCGCUGAGAGCUUGAUGCGAUACACAGGAAACAAGGACACUCCGUUCUACUUGUGUGGGAUCUUCUUUGCGUUGGCCAGUGUGUCUCUGUGGCCAAUGAAAUGGCUGAGUGAGUGGGAGAAAACACGGAAAAAUCUUGUUGCAGAAUAGCUGAAUAUAUACUAUUUACCAUCCACUUUAGUAAAAAACCUAAGACAAAGACAGUGAUGAUAAAGUCCAAUCUAUUACUAAGUGAUUUUUAUUGCAUAUUUGUAUA
Macrosteles quadrilineatus (aster leafhopper) is the source of this 2193-nucleotide messenger RNA. Its product is annotated as monocarboxylate transporter 14-like. Gene Ontology annotation, molecular function: monocarboxylic acid transmembrane transporter activity. The transcript has 10 exons. NCBI's taxonomy places the organism in Eukaryota, Metazoa, Arthropoda, Insecta, Hemiptera, Cicadellidae. Gene Ontology annotation, biological process: monocarboxylic acid transport; transmembrane transport. Bases 201 to 2087 code for a protein of 628 amino acids. The record is from RefSeq and is a predicted model, not a curated record.